Messenger RNA from Salvelinus namaycush (lake trout), 1003 nucleotides. RefSeq names its product stonustoxin subunit beta-like. The transcript has 4 exons. Gene Ontology annotation, molecular function: protein binding. The record is from RefSeq and is a predicted model, not a curated record. The annotation marks the transcript as partial. NCBI's taxonomy places the organism in Eukaryota, Metazoa, Chordata, Actinopteri, Salmoniformes, Salmonidae.
GAGAAAGGCUGUGCUUCUCUGGUCUCAGCUCUGAAGUUAAACCCCUCACACCUGAGAGAGCUGGAUCUGAGUAACAAUGACCUGAAGGAUUCAGGAGUGAAGCUGCUCUCUGAUGCACUGGGGAAUCCCCACUGUCAACUGGAGACUCUGAGGCUGUCCCGAUGUCAAGUCACAGAGGAAGGCUGUGCUUCUCUGGUCUCAGCUCUGAAGUCAAACCCCUCACACCUGAGAGAGCUGGACCUGAGCUACAAUCACCCAGGAGACUCAGGAGUCAGACUGCUCUCUGCUGGACUGGAGGAUCUACACUGCAGACUGGAGAAACUCAGUGUGGAACAUGGUGGAGAGUACACAAUGAAGCCUGGGCUUAGAAAAUAUGGCUGUGAUCUCACACUGGACCCAAACACAGCACACAGACAACUCUCUCUGUCUGAGGAGAACAGAAAGGUGACACGGAGGAGACAGAAGCAGCCGUAUCCUGAUCACCCAGAGAGAUUUGAGGACCGUGGACAGGUGCUGUGUAGAGAGGGUCUGACUGGAUGCUGUUACUGGGAGGUAGAGUGGAGUGGGAGUGGGCCUGUUAUAGGAGUGACAUAUAAAGGAAUCAGCAGGAGAGGAAGGGGUUAUGACCAUGGGCUUGGAUGGAAUGACAAGUCCUGGAGUCUGUUCUGCUAUGACAACAGUUACUAUGCCUGGCACAAUAAUGCUCACAUUACCUUAGACGUCCCCUCCUCCAGCUCCCACAGAGUAGGAGUGUAUCUGGACUGGCCAGCCGGCACUCUGUCCUUCUACAGAGUCUCCUCUGACACACUGACCCACCUGUACACAUUCCACACCACAUUCACUGAGCCCCUCUAUCCAGGGUUUAGGCUUUAUGACACCUCUUCAGUGUCCCUGUGUCAGGUGGUCCCUGUGUCAAACACAACAUGAUGUUUCACUCUAAUCAGGGUCAUGUUCAGUAAGACACACUGGAGCAACAAUGUAGAAUAUCUCUCUAGUGUGUAAA